UGGAUGGACCAGUAAUCGGACACAGACAUGAUGAACUGGACCAGUAACCGGACACCGGCAGGAUGAUUGGACCAGUAACUGGACACUGACAGGAUGGUUGGACCAGUAACUGGACACAGACAACAUGGUUGGACCAGUAACUGGACACAGACAGGAUGGUUGGACCAGUAGGAGAAGAUAAAGGAAGCAUUUAGGGCGCAGCUAGAGAUCUUGCAGUUACCUGACUUUCUUCUGGGACUUUGAAUAACGCUGCUUCUGGGACCAGAUGUGUGCUUCUAUUGUCUGUCAUCAAAGCAUCAAAGAGCAUUUGCUGGCUUCUAAUUUCAAUGACAUAAGCAUUGUGGAGAUGUCGGCUUGGUGAGUUUAGGAGUGAUUUACAAAGAGAAGCUUUUCAGCAGAUGGAUGUAAUAAAAUCAAUAACAGAGCCAGUUGUAAGAGUGCGACUCCUACUGUUUGAAUUGGGGAACUUGACUGUCUAUUCCUCUUCAGCCUUAAAGGAGAACCUGAGCUGAUUGCAGCCACUGAGCUCUGCCUUAUAAUAAUAAUACAUGAUAAACUGUAGCUGUUAGUUCCAUGUACUGUACUUGCGUUUACUUUGUACACGCUACGUAGCCUGAACCAGUACAACCACAAACAAAAGUUCUAAAUGAGUCACAGUGUGUCUUGGAAGCAAAACAAAAGGCAAUACUGUACAUGUGAGUCCAGGUGAAGCAUGAGCAGGACAGGAAGCCGUGGCCCUAAACAGGCCGUGGACACGGUCACCUCUGCAUUUGAAAAGCAAAGCUGAACAUUUUACUCGUUUUAAUUUCCAGCCAUAAAAAGACUAUAUAAAUGUUUUUGUUCCCAAAUAUGAGGGGAACCAAUAAUAAUAAUAUAAUAAUAAUAAUAAUAAUACAUAAUCAUUACGUACGUUAGUGAAAGUCACAGAGGCUGUGACUGCACCAUCAGUAAUAACCAGGGUGUGAGGAACAUGUCCAUGGCUGCAGAUCAUCUGGAUUAAAUGACAGUUAAGCGAUGUACAAAAGUAUUUUAACCAGCUUUGGUGUAAGUUGAAGUCUGUGCAGGUCUGGACACAGAUGUAACACUCACAAAAGGAGCGUCAGCGGCUUUUCUGCGUUUCUGGGUCUGGAUUGUGAACACACUGAAGCGAGCGGUUUGAUCCUUCAUGCCCACAGUGGGGACUGUAACUCAGACUCUGCCUUUGUUUUGGCUGCAGGACUGGCGUGGCUCAGGCGUGUCUGAUGAUCAGGUACAACCCACUCACCUGGACUUUCAGUGGAUCCACGGGAGCCGCAUUGAGUCCCUGCUCUAAACUCAUUUCGUUGGAAAUGACUCAGCGCUCUCUUCAUUGAACGGGUUUGAGGUUUUGAUCGGGGCUGAAAGAAAACACACGCACGCACGCACGCACGCACACGCACGUGCGGUCAGUGUGCACACAGCAGGGUGGAGUCGACGCACAGGGAUUUGUUUCCUGCCCGCGGGGAUCAGAUCCUGAUUCCAUUCAUUGUGAGCUUUGCAGGGAAUUACGCAGCAUCAAACAAGGCUUGGUUUUGAACUUCUGGAAGGCAGAUUUAAUGCUGCCAUGAAGCGCACGUCACCGGCCGCGUCCCGCGUCCAGCCGACACCUCGAGCAGCGCGUAGGAGCGAGUGGCUUCGGAGCGCCCUGGCUCAUCACCACUGCCCCGAGGCCGGCGUGGAGAACGAGAUCGUGGUCCUGGCCACGGGGAUAGACCAGUACCUGCAGGAGGUCUUCCACCACCUGGCUCACACCAACCGGAACGACAUGGUGUCGGCGGAGGAUUUCACCGCGCUGUGCGACGUGCUGGGACUGAGCGGAGUGAGGAAGACUGUAGAAACCGACGAGGAUCCUGGAGAGGAGGAUGAAGAGGACGACGACUCCAGAGGCGUGUGUUCAGCGCUGCCCUGCCACUUGUCCUUCAAAGACUUCCACUCGCGGCUUUGCGGCUAUUUUCGCGUGCGCAGCGCGCGCACAGGUGCCGCACACUGCGCCCGGCGCAUGCCCGUGUCUCCGGACACGGAGCUGGUGGAGAAACAGAUCCGGCUCCGAUGGCCGCGGGUCCGGAGCAGGAAGUGUGUGACCUUUGAUCUGGGGAAGGACCAGAGCUUGGCUGCGAAGCGACCAGUUAACGGUGGAACUAGAGACGACCCCCAGGCAGAUGAGGUGUGGGCUCUAAGGGAGCUAGUGGAGGACCUCCGCUCGGUCCUGCAGGCGAGUGAUGCCCGCUGCCUGGCCUUGGAGGUGGCGCUCUGCCGGGAGAGGAGCCGCACCCCCUCGUCCUGCUCCAGACUUACCUCCUCUGAUCCAUCUCGCACAACUUCCAUAACCUUCAGAGCAGGAAAGCUGGUGCCUACACAAAGGAUCAAAGGACAGAGCAGUGGAGAAGGCGCAAGGAGGCGUGACGCCAGAGACCCUCUCCUGAGGGAAUUGAAGCUGAUCCGCUCCUCGCGUGACGGGCAGCUGGAGGAGGCCAUGAAAUUCAAUGAGCGUCUGGAGGAAGAAGUGCGCUGGGCGUACCAGGAGGUUCGCCAACUCCAGGGGGUGGAGGCCACACUGAGGAAGGAGAAUGCUGAAAUCAGGAGGAGGGCGGAGGAGGCUCGGGAGGCUCUGAGCAUGGGCUUGGAGAGGGUUCGUCUGAUCCAGGAGCAGGCUGAGUCCGUGCCACUACUCCGGUCCAGGAUCCACCAGCUGGAGACGCAGAUGCAGCAGUACAGAUCCUGCUCUACCUGCUCUGAUUCCACACAUCCAGUUGGAGCUGAAGACACCUGUAACAGGACAGCCGAGGCAGAGUGUCUGCAGAGAGCAGUGGAGGGCAGAGCCGCCUCCGAUGAAGAGGACGAGGACGCUGAGUCGUGCCGACUGCGUGGCUGCGUCAAAAGAUGUCAGAGCCAUCACUCGAAAGAGAAGGAAGACGUCAUCACCUCUAAGGACAGCAGGGGGCGCUGCUGUACCUGCAGGAGCCCAAGCCCAGAGCAAGGAAGCAAUAGAGGAGGUGAAAAGACAAAGACGCCUGAGGAAGAGAAGAUGCUAGAGGAGAAACUCACACAUGCUCUGUCGCUGCUGCUGCAGCUACGCAAGCAGAGCGUGUCCUGCAGGGAGCUGGGGAGCAUUGUGAUGGACACUCUGGACGUGUGCAGUGGGAGUGGAGAUGGCCCGUCUCAGGUGCUGCAGGUGGCGGACGCCCUGUGCCUCCGCUUGUCCUCCAGCGAGCUCCUUGGAGGCGGUGGGAGGGAUGAAGGAGGAGCUGGUGAGAGCAGAGACAAAGCACUACUUCCUGCUGCUUCUGGACAUCAACCCAGCAGCGUCAGCCCUCUGCUCAUCUCCUGCUGAAUGAGCUCCUAUUAAAACUGCUUGUGCAGCCGUA
Betta splendens (Siamese fighting fish) is the source of this 3383-nucleotide messenger RNA. Its product is annotated as EF-hand and coiled-coil domain-containing protein 1. The record is from RefSeq and is a predicted model, not a curated record. NCBI's taxonomy places the organism in Eukaryota, Metazoa, Chordata, Actinopteri, Anabantiformes, Osphronemidae. The transcript has 9 exons. Bases 1583 to 3349 code for a protein of 588 amino acids.